AUGUUGAUGACCGAUACCUUUACUGCAGCUCAUGACAAUUUAAUUAAAAAUCAUGGAACACCGGGAUUAUGGUUUGCUCAUACAGCUGAUCAUUGUGAAACACCGCCGAAACCACGUGUACGGCUUGAUGCCAUUGGAAUAGCUGAUCGUAAUAAAAAGCACCUGACAACAGCGGAAAUUAGUGGAUUCGUGAAUGAUUUUUCAAAUGCUGGAACCAAUUUCUCAACUGAUGAAACAAACAUAGAACAGAAACCACAAUUACGUUUAAGAACACCAGAAGCAUAUGGUAUCGCACAAAAACCACCUAGAAUAGGAACUGGAGAACUUGCCAAAGCUAUUUUAAAGAAUAUGACACAAGAAUGUGAUUGGUUUAAACAUAAACCAUUUAGUCAAUUAAACGGUGAAAUAACUUCUGCUAAAAAAAUAUCAUCCAGUUACAGCCGGCGUAAUGAAAUGAACAAUUGGUUUACACAUUCACAAACGAAAGAACCUUCAAGUCACUCUACUUCUAACUAUCCAGUUCGUUCAAGAGUAAAGUAUGAAGGUGUAGAAUAUGCAAUAAGAGAUCGUGGUUUAGACGAUUUGCUUAGCAUGAAAAUGUCACCUAACGAACUUUAUAGCUCAGUUCCCUAUGGAUGCCCAACUAAGGAGGCACAAACAAUGCUCAGUGGCAGAAAUUCACAACAGACGAAUAUUGAUAACCACUCGUCUUUGUUAACUCGACCACAUUCUGCAACUGUCCGAGGAUCUGAUGCUGAGCAGUGGAGACUACUUGGUCGCGAUGGACACAUAAGUAAUUCUAUGUCUUUAAAAGCUGAAGAAGACCCUUCAAACAUUGUGCAUCAUCGUGUUCGACCAGAUGGUGAAAUCAUUUUAGAGAAAUCUGUUUCUGGUUCUCAAGUUAUUGAUUGCCUGAAUAUGUGCAAUAAUAAUAAAGACGACAGUAGUACUGCCUUUUCAGGUUACCGUCUAAGAACUGAAGAAGCUCUUGAAGCUAUGAAAAGAAACCAAGGUCAAAUGUCUGACUACUUAGGUAGUAAAGCAAGUUCAGUAACAAAAUGUUAUGGAAGAAAGUUUCAGAUUCGUGCUGUAAGAGGAUCAGAAGCACAUGAAGCUGCAUUGAAUAAUAAAGGUUCUGCCAUGAAAGAAUUAAUCACUCAUGAUCAUCUACCUCCCAGUCCUAUUGGAUGUGGAUUUGCUCAUGUUAGUCAAGAAGCCCAGGAAACUGCUAAUCUAAGCCGUACAGGUAUGAUUUCUGGUUUACUUGGUGGUCCUUCAAUGUCAAAUAUUCCACUUGUUGGAGUUGAAGCACGUCCACAAAGACAUGUUCAAUAUGAAGCUAUUGAAUAUGCCAAUCGUGAUCAAGGCCAAGAAAUGAAAAGCAUUUUAACACAGAAUUGGAAAUAA
Schistosoma mattheei is the source of this 1407-nucleotide messenger RNA. The record is from the annotation of a GenBank genome assembly. NCBI's taxonomy places the organism in Eukaryota, Metazoa, Platyhelminthes, Trematoda, Strigeidida, Schistosomatidae.